Molecule: messenger RNA, 1894 nt
Organism: Cinara cedri
Lineage: Eukaryota; Metazoa; Arthropoda; Insecta; Hemiptera; Aphididae
Source: the annotation of a GenBank genome assembly
AUGACUACCAGUUUAGAUGAAAAAGUCGAAGUAGAUUUUGUAUUCUUUUUAGAACAUUUUCAAGAAUCUUUUGAUUCGUUAAAAUCCAAAAGUGACAAAGAAAUCUGCCAAGUAAUGCCUACGUAAAUUAAAUUGGUUAAUUUUAUUUAUUAUAUGUAAACGUAUUCAUUUUUAGAAAUGGUUAGACAAACUCGUCAUUGAAAAAUAUAAAGAUACAAACGAAAAACAAAUACGGAAUAUCUAUUUGUCACAACUGAUUAUUAAUAUGAAUGAAAGAAAGCUCAGCGCCCCAUUUAAUGAGUCUCCUAAAUUAGCCCGAUUAUCAUUGGACGGUGUAUUUAAACACAUCACAACUAAAUCGACCUCAGAAGUGGAACACGAAAAAGCAGUGAGUAUUUGAUUAUUUUAAAAAUACCAAAAUAUUUAUGGUUAAAUAACAAUGAUAAAAAAAAAUUUGUGUCUAGAUAAGCGAGAACCAAAAAAAUUGGCAAAGUUUUAUUCGUAACAGAGAAUUAGAAGUCAUCGAUAUGAAUCAUAUGUCUAUCGACGGUAGUACGUAUAUAGCCUGCAAGACAUUGGCGGAAAAUUCGGGUAUAUUUGCGUACGUAGCCGUGACGUUGGGAGGAAAUACCGAUCAAGGAUGGGUAAACACAUGUGGGCAGCCGAUGUAAGAUAAUUUAUUUUACGUCUUAAGUAUUUUUUUUCAGUGUUUUACAAUCUUUACAUAGUAUCAUAAAAAAAUGCAAUUGUAGAUUUUGAGUGGAGCGAAUGGUUUUACAAAGAUGUUUAUUAUUUUUUUUUUCUGUGGACAACUUUUCUAACAGAGGACUUGCUCCGAUUUUUACGUGUAGCACUUUUUCUGAAAGAAAACUGGUGUAGGUGGAUACCUUAAAGAGGUUAUUUUUCGAUUUUUGAAGAGUUUUCUUAUUAAAUGCGAAAAACCCAGAGGAAAAAACGGAAAAAUGUACGAAAUAUAUUUGUUUAACAUUACGACAUUUUUUCUUCUUUGGACAAUUUUUCUAAAGUAAUUUCGUUCCAAAUUAUAAUGAAAGCAAAUUUGUCUAAAAGGAAAUUUCACCGGGGAGGAACUUUAGAGUGGUCAUUUUUCGAUUUUCUCUGGGGUUUUCUCAGAAAAUGUGAAAAAACAUUUGAAAAUCGGUAUAUUAAAGAAAAUAUAGAGCUUAUUUAAUUAUUUUACUAUAAUUUGGCUUAUAUAUUGUUGACAAAGCAUUACUAUCAAGUGAACUCCGCUCAAAAUCAGUUUUUUCGUAAGCAAUGGUUUAUCAUUGCUUACAGGUAAACAUUAAAUUACUUAUAACAGUAGCUGCAUCCAUCCUCAUUAUCCAAGGACGUCUUUUUGAAUUUAAACUAACUUAAAAUGUGAUUCCUCUAUAUAGAAAUUGAAGUUUAAAAUCUAUAGUUUAAUACAAACAAUGUAUUUCUAGACCGGUGCCAGUUAUUCAGCCAUUAGACCUACAAGUGGAAACAACCAAUUCAAGAAAUAAUAAGAACGAACACGACGAUAAAUUGAAUCAAAUUACGGUUGAAGUCAAAGCGAUUUUGUCUAAGCGAAAAUCUGUGGAAGCUCGGGUGUUGACUCAACAAUUUUUCCAAAGAAUAUACAACAAUAUCGAACAAGAGAUGUUGAGAGAAGAAGAUCCUAACAGUACAGCUUGUCACGACCCAUAUGUUGAAAAACUUCUUGAAAUGUUAAUUGUGAGCAGAAAACCGUUGGAUAACGAUGAAUUUCUUCUAGUGCUUAUUAUAAUAACAAAUUUUAUUAUGUUUUUUUCAGAACGAAAAAAGGGCAUGCGGCAAAUUUGAUCCAUUUUCAUUCAAAAAAAUAAAAAUGCUUUCGCUGUUGAAGAAAAGAGUCAAUAAUACUUUGAUUGAC